AUGCCGAAUAACCCCGAUAUUAUUCUCGUCUUUAUUGGCGAAUCUGGAGCUGGGAAAUCGACAUGUAUAAAUUACUUCGCAAACUUCUUCGCUCAAACAGGUUUCUCGCAAGACAUCGGCUAUUCAAAAAUUCAAGUUGUUAUUCCAAACCGACUCUUCCCUAGUGCUGCAAAUGGAUUUAACAGUGGUGAACGUAACGUUAACGACAAGACAAUGAGUCAAACCAUGUAUUGUAAGGAGUACGAUUUCACUUGGUCAACAGCUAAUAACCAAACGAGAAUUAAAAUCGUCGAUACUCCUGGAUUCAACGAUACAGAUUCCAAACGUGAUGAUAAUAAUAUCCAAGAAAUUCUCAAGACUAUCGCCAAUCUUCCAUUUAUCACCGGUAUUCUUAUCACAAUAAAUGGCACGAACUCUCGUCUGUCAACAUCCGUGAAGAGUGCAUUGGAACAACUACGCAGUUCGCUACCGGAUAGUAUCUUCAAUAAUCUAUUCUUUAUUUUAACCAAUUGCACGGAAGAUGGAUGCAAUUUUGACUUGAAACUAAUCCAAGAAUAUUCACCCGACGAAGAACGUAUCUUCUACAUGCAGAAUUCCUUGUUCAGUGUGGAAAGUCGUGAUGUGAUUGAGCAAAAUGCGAAGAAUGCUCGCCGCGCUGAGACGAACUGGAAUGAGUCCAUGGAUACAAUUACAGACAUCAUGACCAAAAUGAAACAGAUUGGUGAAACAUCAACACAAGUGUUUGACGACAUGCGUACCAAACGAGAACAGAUCGUUGUUCACAAAGAAAAUCUCAUUGAGAAACAAAAGUCAUUAUUAAACAUCAUGCACGCAAUAAAAACCGAACAGGAGCGCUUGCUCAAUGCUCAAAAUGACCGAGAAGCCAAUCAGAAUUACACGACAACUAGAAUGAUUGAGCAGAUUGAUCUAGUGACUAAAGAAUAUUACAGCACCAUCUGCACAGAACAUGGAAAAGUAAGCGUAUGUCAUGAAAGAUGCGGUCUCCACUACAAGUCGGAGGUCAACUUUGAGCAUUUUAAAAAUUGUGCUGCAGCGGAUUCAACUGGCAAUAAUUGUAAACGUUGUAAAUGCGGCAUGAAUCAACAUUUACAUGCGUAUGAGAUUCCCGUGGCAAGAAUGGUUGAACUCGACGAAGUUAUUCAAUCAAAAAAAGCCGCUUUCGAUUCAGCUUCGAGUGACGAACAGACUAUUCAAGGUAAAUUACAUCAAUUAGCUCAAACUCACACACAAUUCCAAAAUGAGACUAUCCAAUGUAAGCAAGGAAUUCUAACUGCGAUUCGCGACCUGAAGCAAAUAUGUUCGCGUUUUAAUUUCGCGGAAAUGAUGCAGACUACUAUUGAUAAAUUGCGACAAGAACAAAGGAUUGCACGGGAUCUGCAAGCCAAACAGGAAUUUAGUGAUACAGCGGAUGCUAUUGAACAACUUAUUCGGCAAUUGAAAUAA
Adineta ricciae is the source of this 1464-nucleotide messenger RNA. NCBI's taxonomy places the organism in Eukaryota, Metazoa, Rotifera, Eurotatoria, Adinetida, Adinetidae. The record is from the annotation of a GenBank genome assembly.